Molecule: messenger RNA, 2440 nt
Organism: Eleginops maclovinus (Patagonian blennie)
Lineage: Eukaryota; Metazoa; Chordata; Actinopteri; Perciformes; Eleginopidae
Gene: impdh2
Product: IMP (inosine 5'-monophosphate) dehydrogenase 2
Exons: 15
Coding region: 452-2065 (537 amino acids)
Biological process (GO): GTP biosynthetic process
Cellular component (GO): cytoplasm
Molecular function (GO): IMP dehydrogenase activity
Source: RefSeq, a predicted model, not a curated record
UAUUAUGAUUGUUUCUUUUGUAAUAAUUAAAAAUGAGGGGGUGGGUCGGCCGGAUGUGACGCCCGUGUCGGAAACGCUGUCAGGCUGGAGUACUGCACGUGUUGGAAGGAGCUGCAGAAGGAACAUGAGCGCUCAGCUCCGGCUGGAAGAGAGGCCCGAGAGAGGACACCAAAGCCUUCAUUCCGACAUUUUCUGCUGACUUUCCCACCGUUAACACACAGCCAAACGACAGGAAGCUCCCCGGCAGCUCAGAGGAGCGUGAAGCAAGACGACAGUGACCCGUUAACUGAGGGAGGAGAAGAACAACACGCGGGGCGAAGGAAGAAAGUUAUCGGUCUCUGUUCACGGGCCUGUGUGUUGUUGUCUAAUCGCUAGUUGCCUUAGCAGCUUGAUAAGUUGACUUUCUUAGUAGUUUAACUCUAAAGAACUGGUGAGAGUGUAUUUGGACGUCAUGGCGGACUACCUGAUCAGCGGCCCGUCGGGUUACAUACCCGACGACGGGCUGUCGGGACAGCAGCUGUUCAACGGAGGAGACGGGCUCACAUACAACGACUUCCUGAUUCUGCCGGGCUACAUCGACUUCACAUCAGACCAAGUGGACCUGACCUCCGCGCUCACCAAAAAAAUCACCAUGAAAACUCCCUGUGUCUCCUCUCCCAUGGACACCGUCUCAGAGGCCAACCUGGCCAUAGCUAUGGCACUCACAGGUGGCAUCGGCUUCAUCCACCACAACUGCACUCCAGAGUUCCAGGCCAAUGAAGUCCGAAAAGUCAAGCGCUAUGAGCAGGGCUUCAUCACUGACCCCGUGGUGAUGAGCCCAAACGAGCGUGUUCGGGACGUCUUCCAGGCCAAGGCUCGCCACGGCUUCUGUGGAAUCCCCAUCACAGACAACGGAAAAAUGGGCGGCAAGCUGGUGGGCAUCAUCUCCUCCAGAGACAUCGACUUCCUGAAGGAGGAGGACCACAACCUGCCACUGAGCGAGGUGAUGACGAAGCGAGAGGAUCUAGUAGUCGCCCACGCUGAAGUAACACUGAAAGAAGCCAAUGAAAUCCUUCAGAAGAGUAAGAAAGGUAAGCUGCCCAUAGUGAAUGACGAGGGCUCCCUGGUGUCCAUCAUCGCCCGCACUGACCUGAAGAAGAACAGAGACUUCCCUCUGGCCUCUAAAGACUCACGCAAACAGCUGCUGUGUGGCGCCGCCAUCGGCACCCACAACGACGACAAGUACCGGCUCGACCUGCUGGUGCAGAGCGGGGUGGACGUGGUUGUACUGGACUCGUCUCAGGGCAACUCAAUCUUUCAGAUCAACAUGAUCAAAUAUAUCAAAGAGAAGUAUUCUCAUCUGGAGGUCAUUGGAGGAAAUGUGGUGACUGCAGCUCAGGCUAAGAACCUGAUCGAUGCAGGAGUGGACGGGCUGAGAGUGGGCAUGGGCAGCGGCUCCAUCUGCAUCACACAGGAAGCUCUAAGUGUACCACCAGCAAUAAAGCUCCACAGCCCCAAAACCCCAACCACUGUUACGGGAUACUCCAUGCUGGCGUGCGGCAGACCUCAGGCCACAGCAGUGUAUAAAGUGUCUGAGUACGCCCGGCGGUUCGGUGUGCCCGUCAUCGCCGAUGGAGGCAUCCAGACGGUCGGGCACAUUGCAAAGGCCCUGGCACUAGGAGCAUCCACUGUGAUGAUGGGCUCUCUGCUGGCAGCCACCAGCGAAGCUCCUGGUGAAUAUUUCUUCUCUGACGGCAUCAGGCUGAAGAAAUACAGAGGCAUGGGCUCCCUGGAUGCCAUGGACAAAAACCUGGGCUCCCAAACCAGAUAUUUUAGUGAGUGCGAUAAGAUCAAAGUUGCUCAGGGCGUUUCUGGAGCGGUGCAGGACAAAGGCUCCAUCCACAAGUUCGUUCCCUACCUGCUGGCUGGCAUUCAGCAUUCCUGUCAGGACAUUGGAUCCAAGAGCCUCACACAGCUCAGAGCCAUGAUGUACUCCGGAGACCUGAAAUUUGAGAAGAGAACAACAUCAGCUCAAAUGGAGGGCGGAGUCCACAGCCUGCACAGUUAUGAGAAACGACUGUUUUGAGAAGGAGCCAGCUGUUCUGCCUGCUGAUGGAGACAGACACAUUAUGCAACUGCACUACAAGCCAGACCCUCCUAGUCAUUCUUCACACACUCAACUAACAUCUCAUAGAAAUGGGUCAUUAAGAAGAAGCUCUCACUCUUUCAGCGAUCGAUCAAGUCUUCCUGCCAGUGUCAUCUAUGCAUCGUCUCUGUUCAGUGUAGUUGUGUGUGUGUGUUUUGUGUGAAGACGGGGAACUAAGCAUUUAUCAAUCAGUGCACGUUUGAUUGUUUCCUCCAAGGCCAUCCAUGUUCUGAUUUAAAGUAAAUGUCUAGCCUGUCCAUUUUAAAGCAAAAAAAUCUGCCUGAUAAUAAAGCAUAUGUGUUUUUCCACAAACAA